CGCCGAAAAGUUCGUAGUCCAUAACAGGAGCUUCCGGAAAGAAAGUGAAAAAAAAAAUAAUAAAAGAAAAUAAAAGGGGGUAAAAAAAAAGAGACGAAAUCAUUCUCUCCAUUUAUCUCUCUCCUAGGGUUUCCAAAUCAAUGGAAGAGCAGUCCAACAGAGACCUCGACCGAGACACCGCCAUGGCCGACGACGAUCAAUCAGGCCGCUGCCUCGAUCUCACCAGCUUCCAGCUCCACGAUCUCGGCGACAUCGAGCUCCCCGAGAGCCUCAUCGAAUUGGAUCUGACGGCUAAUAGGCUCUCGAAGCUUGAUCCAAGGAUCGGCCUCCUCUCGCACCUCAAGAAGCUCUCUCUGCGUCAGAAUCUCUUUGAUGAUCAGGGGGUUGAGGCGAUCUCCAACUGGAAUGAGAUUUCAGGAUUGCAAGAGCUAGUACUCAGGGACAACAAGCUGACUAAAAUUCCUGAUGUUAGCAUUUUCAAGAGCCUUUUGGUGUUUGAUGUGUCUUUCAACGAGAUACCUUCAUUGAGUGGUUUGUCCAAGGUUUCAACCACGCUCAAGGAGCUUUAUGUUUCAAAAAACGAAGUGACAAAGAUAGAAGAACUUGAACACUUGCAAUCAUUGCAGAUACUUGAACUUGGUUCCAAUAGACUACGGGUGAUGGAGAACUUGCAGACCUUUACAAAUUUACAAGAGCUGUGGUUAGGAAGAAACCGCAUCAAGGCUGUGAACUUGUGUGGUCUAACAUGUAUCAGAAAAUUAAGCUUGCAGAGCAAUCGGCUAACUUCCAUGGCAGGAUUACAAGACUGUGUUGCACUCGAAGAGCUGUAUCUUAGCCAUAAUGGUAUUGCUAAGAUGGAAGGCUUAUCCAAGUUAGCAAAUCUUCGCGUCCUGGAUGUUUCUUCUAAUAAACUUACUUCUAUUGAUGAUAUUGAAAAUUUGACAAGGUUGGAAGACUUGUGGCUAAAUGACAACCAAAUAGCGUCUUUGGAAGGGAUUGAUCUAGCUUUGUCGGGUUCGAGGGAGAAGCUUACAACCAUAUAUCUUGAGCGAAACCCAUGUGCAACCUCCCCGAGCUAUUCAGUUAUCUUGAAGGAGAUAUUUCCAAAUCUUGAACAAAUUGAUUCGGACAUACUUAUGUGAAGUAUCAAAUAUCGAUUUUGAUCCCUUAGAAGUAUGACAGUGAUUGAGAGAUGCCUUAAGAAGCAUAUUUUCUUGUACAAGGCAUUUAAAGUUGACCCUGCAGAAUAACAUUGCAGAUAAAGUACAGGUUCCUCUUGAUGCUUCAACAAGCUUCUAUUUUACUUUUAUUUACAUAUAUAUGUAGUAGCGUCAACAUAUAUAGAGAAUUUUCGGUCGAAAGAUUCACUGAAGUUUCUGAACAUUGCAGUCCUGUAACAGUUAGUUUGCUUUUCUAGUUCUUAUUUAUGUAUGAAUAAUUUUGACCUCUUCAAUUUUCUCUGAGUAAGAGAGGUUUAUA
Messenger RNA from Asparagus officinalis (garden asparagus), 1479 nucleotides. Its product is annotated as protein phosphatase 1 regulatory subunit pprA. The transcript has 6 exons. Gene Ontology annotation, molecular function: protein binding. Bases 141 to 1142 code for a protein of 333 amino acids. NCBI's taxonomy places the organism in Eukaryota, Viridiplantae, Streptophyta, Magnoliopsida, Asparagales, Asparagaceae. The record is from RefSeq and is a predicted model, not a curated record.